UCUGUGUACUGUCUGAAGGACAAAACUCCAAGGAAGUCUGUGGUAGGAAAGAGAAGAUAUAGUUUGAGUUCUGAGAGAUCUGAAACACAGCAGCGGUCAAGCCAAGGUUCAAGCCCCAAAAAGCGCAAACUGAGCGUAUAUACAUCGCAAAAUGAGGAGAGGGAAGUUGUUAAAAGGACGAGGGAUUGCCGGGCAGAGCAUCCAUCAAAGCGCUGGAACCAUACCAUGUGUUUAUGUGAUCCUGACACAGCUGUUCUGAUUGGUGGGGAGGCUGCAGAUCAAAACAACUGUACAGACACCAUAUGGAAGCUGGAGAUUGAUGGUGAUUUUUGGUUCCCCAUGACGACUUCUACAGUCAGGCCACUCCCUCCCAGCUCUCGAGGCCACUCGGCGGCCUUUGACCCUGAGAAUAAGGUCGUCUAUGUUUAUGGUGGCCUUAGAGAAGGUCAACGCUAUAGUGAUAUUUAUAUGCUGGAUACACUGACCUGGAAGUGGAAACUUAUUAAAGCCAAAGGAAAUGUCCCAUCGUUGGCAUACCACAGCUGCAGUAUUUAUAAGAGUGAGCUGUAUGUAUUUGGAGGGUUGCAGCCUAGUCGAGGUCCUGGAGGCAAAGCUUGCAGUAAUGCUCUUUACAUCUUCAACCCUGAACAUGAGCUGUGGUACCAACCAAUCGUGGAAGGGGACCGUCCUCUUCCCAGGUUUGGGCACUCCAGCACCCUACUGCCUGACAAAUUGGUGAUCUUCGGAGGCAGAAAAACCGCUGCCUACCUCAAUGACCUCUACGUUUUAGAUCUUGGUUUUAUGGAGUACAUUGCAGUGAAAUAUGAAAACAUGCCACCCCUUGCCCGUGGGUUUCAUGCUGCUCUGCCCAUGUCUGACAACAGGGUGCUGAUCAGCGGAGGCUGCAGUGCUUUAGGAGCACUACAAGAUCUCCAUCUCUUCAAUCUAGAGACCAACUGCUGGACGUCAGUGGUGUGUCCAUUGCUUUCCUCAAAGCCUCGUGCUGGACACAGUCUAAUCAGUCUGACCGGCACUGCGCCUUUACACACUGAUAAAAGGGACCCAGGAGAUGGCCAUCACACCUGGCCCUCCGCCCAGCACACCAUCUUAGUGUUUGGGGGCUCAGAUUGCACUGGCACAUUUUAUGAUGAUGCAGUCAAAUGCAUCAUGCAAAUCCCUGCUGAAGGACAGGGACUAGAUAUAAAACCAUCUCACAAGAUCGUAGUGCAUGGCUGAGGAACUUAACUGUUAAGUGGUGCAGAUUUUUAUUUGAAAAUUAUGAGAGAAAAUGGAACUUCGUCAUGAAGGCACUUUUUCUUUUUUAAAGUUAUUUAUAUAUUUAUUUUUAACAUUUUAUUUUAAAGCCAAUCUUACAGAUUUAAACAGCUGCUUGGCAGCUACUGUUUAUCUAAUACAAAUUCAGAUUUCUAGUUUCAGUAGUAAUUUCAGAGAUUAACACAACAAUUGUUAUUUUUGUCCAAUAAAUAUUUUUCCACCUAUUUAAAGGUACAUUAUAACUUUUUUUUUUCUUUCAAUUUUUUUUUAUUUUAAUUUUUUUUUAUUAUUUUUUUUAAAGUUUGAAACCUUGUCACAUUCACAGGUUUUUGUGUAACUUGUCUUUUUUGGUAUCUGAACAUAUUUUGGACAUAUU
This is a messenger RNA of Ictalurus furcatus (blue catfish), 1651 nucleotides long. RefSeq lists its product as uncharacterized. The transcript is spliced from 8 exons. NCBI's taxonomy places the organism in Eukaryota, Metazoa, Chordata, Actinopteri, Siluriformes, Ictaluridae. The annotation marks the transcript as partial. Gene Ontology annotation, molecular function: protein binding. The record is from RefSeq and is a predicted model, not a curated record.